Molecule: messenger RNA, 9957 nt
Organism: Lutra lutra (Eurasian river otter)
Lineage: Eukaryota; Metazoa; Chordata; Mammalia; Carnivora; Mustelidae
Gene: UNC13A
Product: unc-13 homolog A
Exons: 45
Coding region: 148-5340 (1730 amino acids)
Biological process (GO): neuromuscular junction development; presynaptic dense core vesicle exocytosis; synaptic vesicle maturation
Cellular component (GO): presynaptic active zone cytoplasmic component; synaptic vesicle membrane; terminal bouton
Molecular function (GO): calmodulin binding; calcium ion binding; diacylglycerol binding
Source: RefSeq, a predicted model, not a curated record
CGCACCCCCGGUGCUGAACCAAGAUGGCCGGCGGCACAGGCCGGGCCCCGGCGUGAGCUGAGCGCGGGCUGCAGCCCCGGCCAUGCCCUAGUCCAGGGGCCGCUAAGCUCUACCUAACAGAGCCGGCCCGCCGGCGACCUCGGAGACAUGUCUCUUCUUUGCGUUGGAGUCAAAAAAGCCAAGUUUGAUGGUGCUCAAGAGAAAUUCAACACGUACGUGACCCUGAAAGUGCAGAAUGUCAAGAGCACGACCAUCGCUGUGCGGGGCAGCCAACCCAGCUGGGAGCAGGAUUUCAUGUUCGAGAUUAACCGCCUGGAUUUGGGGCUGACAGUGGAGGUGUGGAACAAGGGUCUCAUCUGGGACACCAUGGUGGGCACCGUGUGGAUUCCCCUGCGGACCAUCCGCCAGUCCAACGAAGAGGGCCCCGGAGAGUGGCUGACACUGGACUCUCAGGUCAUCAUGGCGGACAGUGAGAUCUGUGGCACCAAGGACCCCACGUUCCACCGCAUCCUCCUUGACACCCGCUUCGAGCUGCCUUUAGACAUCCCAGAGGAGGAGGCACGCUACUGGGCCAAGAAGCUGGAGCAGCUGAAUGCCAUGCGGGACCAGGAUGAGUAUUCAUUCCAAGAUGAACAAGACAAGCCUCUCCCUGUCCCCAGCAACCAGUGUUGCAACUGGAAUUAUUUUGGCUGGGGUGAGCAGCAGAAUGAUGACCCUGAUAGUGCAGUGGAUGACCGUGACAGUGACUAUCGCAGCGAGACAAGCAACAGCAUCCCACCACCUUAUUACACUACAUCCCAGCCCAAUGCCUCAGUCCACCAGUAUUCUGUCCGUCCACCACCCCUGGGUUCCCGGGAAUCCUACAGUGACUCCAUGCACAGUUAUGAGGAGUUCUCCGAGCCACGGGCCCUCAGCCCCACCGGCAGUAGCCGCUAUGCCUCUUCGGGGGAACUGAGCCAGGGCAGCUCUCAGCUGAGCGAGGACUUCGACCCGGACGAGCAGAGUCUACAGGGCUCUGAGAUGGAGGACGAACGGGACCGGGACUCCUACCACUCCUGCCACAGCUCGGUCAGCUACCACAAGGACUCCCCACGCUGGGACCAGGAUGAGGAGGAGCUGGAUGAAGAACUAGAUGAGGAGCUGGAUGAGGACCUGGAGGACUUCCUGGAGGAGGAGGAGGAGCUGCCUGAGGAGGAGGAGGAGCUGGAGGAGGAGGAGGAAGUGCCUGAUGACAUUGGCAGCUACACCCAGCGGGAAGAGGUGGCAGUGGCUGAGCCCAAAGACUUUAAGCGUGUCAGCCUCCCACUGGCCGCGUUGGAGAAGGAGGAGAAGGCUCCAGCUGUACCUGCUGAGGCCCACGACAUGGCCAAGGCAGCCCCUGAGCCAGCCGCCCCGGAGGAGGUGCCCACAACUGAGCGGGCACCUGAGCCUGAACCCCCCAAGUCUGAGGAGAGUUUCAGGCGACGAGAGGAUGAGGAAGGCCAGGAGGGUCAGGACUCCAUGUCCCGGGCCAAGGCCAACUGGCUUCGAGCCUUCAACAAAGUGCGUCUGCAGCUGCAGGAGGCCCGAGGAGAGGGAGAGAUGUCUAAAUCCCUAUGGUUCAAAGGCGGCCCUGGAGGUGGCCUCAUCAUCAUUGACAGCAUGCCAGACAUCCGCAAGAGGAAGCCCAUUCCACUUGUGAGCGACCUGGCCAUGUCCCUGGUCCAGUCCAGAAAAGCAGGCAUCACCUCGGCCUUGGCCUCCAGCACUUUGAACAACGAGGAGUUGAAAAACCACGUUUACAAGAAGACCCUGCAAGCCUUAAUCUAUCCCAUCUCCUGCACGACGCCGCACAACUUCGAGGUGUGGACGGCCACCACGCCCACCUACUGCUACGAGUGCGAGGGGCUGCUGUGGGGCAUCGCAAGGCAGGGCAUGCGCUGCACCGAGUGCGGUGUCAAGUGCCACGAGAAGUGCCAGGACCUGCUCAAUGCAGACUGCCUGCAGCGGGCCGCGGAGAAGAGCUCCAAGCACGGGGCAGAGGACCGGACGCAGAACAUCAUCAUGGUGCUCAAGGACCGCAUGAAGAUCCGGGAGCGCAACAAACCCGAGAUCUUCGAGCUCAUCCAGGAGAUCUUCGCCGUGACCAAGACCGCGCAUACGCAGCAGAUGAAGGCGGUCAAGCAGAGCGUGCUGGACGGCACAUCCAAGUGGUCGGCCAAGAUCAGCAUCACUGUGGUCUGUGCCCAGGGCUUGCAGGCAAAGGACAAGACGGGAUCCAGUGACCCCUAUGUCACUGUCCAGGUUGGGAAGACCAAGAAACGGACAAAAACCAUCUAUGGGAACCUGAACCCUGUGUGGGAGGAAAAUUUCCACUUUGAAUGUCACAACUCCUCAGACCGAAUCAAAGUGCGUGUCUGGGAUGAGGAUGAUGACAUCAAAUCCCGUGUGAAGCAGCGAUUUAAGAGGGAAUCUGAUGACUUCCUGGGACAGACGAUCAUCGAGGUGCGGACACUCAGCGGCGAGAUGGACGUGUGGUACAACCUGGACAAGCGGACUGACAAAUCUGCUGUAUCAGGUGCCAUCCGGCUACACAUCAGUGUGGAGAUCAAAGGCGAGGAAAAGGUGGCCCCGUACCAUGUCCAGUACACUUGUCUGCAUGAGAACCUGUUCCACUUCGUGACGGAUGUGCAGAACAAUGGGGUUGUGAAGAUCCCCGAUGCCAAGGGUGAUGACGCCUGGAAGGUCUACUAUGACGAGACAGCCCAGGAGAUUGUGGAUGAAUUUGCCAUGCGCUAUGGUGUGGAGUCCAUCUACCAAGCCAUGACCCACUUUGCCUGCCUCUCCUCCAAGUACAUGUGUCCUGGGGUGCCCGCCGUCAUGAGCACCCUGCUCGCCAACAUCAAUGCCUACUAUGCGCACACCACCGCCUCCACCAACGUAUCCGCUUCUGACCGCUUUGCUGCCUCCAACUUCGGGAAAGAGCGCUUUGUCAAACUCCUGGACCAGCUGCACAACUCCCUGCGGAUCGACCUCUCCAUGUAUCGGAAUAACUUCCCAGCCAGCAGCCCAGAGAGACUCCAGGACCUCAAAUCCACUGUGGACCUUCUCACCAGCAUCACCUUCUUUCGGAUGAAGGUGCAAGAACUCCAGAGCCCACCCCGAGCCAGCCAGGUGGUGAAAGACUGUGUGAAAGCCUGCCUCAACUCUACGUAUGAGUACAUCUUCAACAAUUGUCAUGAACUCUAUAGUCGGGAGUACCAGACAGACCCGGCCAAGAAGGGAGAAGUUCCCCCAGAGGAACAGGGACCCAGCAUCAAGAACCUUGACUUCUGGUCCAAGCUGAUUACUCUCAUAGUGUCCAUCAUUGAGGAAGACAAGAAUUCCUACACUCCCUGCCUCAACCAGUUUCCCCAGGAGUUGAAUGUGGGUAAAAUCAGUGCCGAAGUGAUGUGGAACCUGUUUGCCCAGGACAUGAAGUAUGCCAUGGAGGAGCAUGACAAGCAUCGCCUGUGCAAGAGUGCUGACUACAUGAACCUACACUUCAAGGUCAAGUGGCUGUACAAUGAGUAUGUGGCAGAGCUUCCUGCCUUCAAGGACCGCGUGCCCGAGUACCCUGCGUGGUUUGAGCCCUUUGUCAUACAGUGGUUGGACGAGAAUGAGGAGGUGUCCCGGGACUUCCUGCACGGGGCCCUGGAACGAGACAAGAAGGAUGGGUUCCAGCAGACCUCAGAGCAUGCCCUAUUCUCCUGCUCUGUGGUGGACGUCUUCUCCCAGCUCAACCAGAGCUUUGAGAUCAUCAAGAAACUCGAGUGCCCUGACCCCCAGAUCGUGGGACACUAUAUGAGGCGCUUUGCCAAGACCAUCAGUAAUGUGCUCCUCCAGUAUGCCGACAUCAUCUCCAAGGACUUCGCCUCCUACUGCUCCAAGGAGAAGGAGAAAGUGCCCUGCAUCCUCAUGAACAAUACUCAGCAGCUCCGCGUGCAGCUAGAGAAGAUGUUCGAAGCCAUGGGAGGGAAGGAGCUUGAUGCUGAGGCCAGUGACAUCUUGAAGGAGCUCCAGGUGAAACUCAACAAUGUCUUGGAUGAGCUCAGCCGGGUCUUUGCUACCAGCUUCCAGCCACACAUUGAGGAGUGUGUCAAGCAGAUGGGCGACAUCCUCAGCCAGGUGAAGGGCACGGGCAAUGUGCCAGCCAGUGCCUGCAGCAGCGUGGCCCAGGAUGCUGACAAUGUGCUACAACCCAUUAUGGACCUGCUGGACAGCAACCUGACUCUCUUUGCCAAAAUCUGUGAGAAGACGGUGCUGAAAAGGGUGCUAAAGGAGUUAUGGAAACUGGUCAUGAACACCAUGGAGAAGACCAUCGUCCUGCCGCCCCUCACUGACCAGACGAUGAUCGGCACCCUCUUGAGAAAACAUGGCAAGGGAUUAGAAAAGGGCAGGGUGAAAUUGCCAAGCCACUCAGAUGGAACCCAGAUGAUCUUCAACGCAGCCAAAGAGCUGGGUCAGCUGUCUAAACUCAAGGACCACAUGGUACGAGAAGAAGCCAAGAGCUUGACCCCGAAGCAGUGUGCAGUAGUUGAACUGGCCCUGGACACCAUCAAGCAAUACUUCCACGCGGGUGGUGUGGGCCUCAAGAAGACCUUCCUGGAGAAGAGCCCAGACCUGCAGUCCCUGCGCUACGCCCUGUCCCUUUACACCCAGGCCACGGACCUGCUCAUCAAGACCUUCGUGCAGACACAAGCGGCCCAGGUCCAUGGUGGAAAAGGGACUAGGUUUACCCUUAGUGAAGACAUUUAUCCUGAGAAGGGCUCGGGUGUGGAAGACCCUGUGGGUGAAGUUUCAGUCCACGUUGAGCUCUUCACUCAUCCAGGAACUGGGGAACACAAGGUCACUGUGAAAGUCGUGGCUGCCAAUGACCUCAAGUGGCAGACUUCUGGCAUUUUCCGGCCAUUCAUCGAGGUCAACAUCAUUGGGCCCCAGCUCAGCGACAAGAAACGCAAGUUUGCAACCAAAUCCAAGAACAACAGCUGGGCCCCCAAGUACAACGAGAGCUUCCAGUUCACGCUGAGCGCGGACGUGGGCCCGGAGUGCUACGAGCUGCAGGUGUGCGUCAAGGACUACUGCUUCGCGCGCGAGGACCGCACGGUGGGGCUGGCCGUACUGCAGCUGCGAGAGCUGGCCCAGCGCGGGAGUGCCGCCUGCUGGCUGCCACUGGGCCGCCGCAUCCAUAUGGACGACACGGGCCUCACGGUGCUGCGCAUCCUGUCACAGCGCAGCAAUGACGAGGUCGCCAAGGAGUUCGUCAAGCUCAAGUCGGACACGCGCUCCGCCGAGGAGGGCGGUGCCGCGCCUGCGCCCUAGUGCGGGGCACGCGGGCGGGCAGCACUGCGCCUGCGCACGGGGCGGGGCGGCGUCUGCGCGCUGGGACCUCCCGGAGGGCGAGUCUUCGGGCUCUGUGCAGAGGGCUGGCUGCGCCUGCGCCCUUGACUUAGCGCACCCCUCUAGGGAAUUGUGAACGGAUGACGCCCCGCCCCCUCAAGAGGCCACGCCCUAGGGCGCUAUGAAGGAAGAAGCCACAUCCCCUACUAGAAGCCAAGUCCCCAGCGCCUAGGGGACCUUUGGAGCUGGGAUGGGAGGAAGUCCCGCCCCCUAUGGAGGAGGCCAGAUCCUGGGGCUCUGGUACGGGGAGGCCCUGCCUCCUGUCCCCUGGAAAAGCCAUAAGAUGGGUCCCCAAGCCGUGGGGCCCAAGACCAAUUGCCAAGUAUGGAACUCUCAGCUCCCUCAAGGGGCGGGCCCUGGGCGAGGGGCAGGGCUUCCUGGAGCAGCCCCCUGGGGUGGCCUAGGGGUUGGAGGCACUAGGAUGCUCGCUGGAGGGCCCAGGUUGGACCAGAGUGUCUUUUCGUUUUGUGCAAAAAAUACACGGGGAAGGAGGGGAGGAUGGGAUUUCAAAAGCACAUGCGCCCUCGGGCGCCCAAACCCUGGGGGCCGAGUGGACGGCUCUGAAGCACCCGCGCUGCCCCCACUUCCCUGUGGGGGUUUGCCUCUCCUUUUCCCCCACCAUACCCCAAUCUCAUAUCAUAGAGUUCAACCUACCCAUUUAAGAGAUGGCAAAACUGAGGCCGAGAGAGCUGCUUGAGACUUUGCUGAAGAUCCCAGUGCCAUGAGACUUUGCUGAAGAUCCCAGUGCCACACCCUCUCCCUACUACUCCCUUUGGCCUGUGUGCCCCAUCUAAGGGUGGGCUGACAUCGGGUGACCCGACACAGCUCCCCAUUGCUGCUAACCCCUCUUCAGGGGACCUCCCCCAAUCCUUACAAGGGAUGAGGGUUCUGGGCCAAGACCCCCACUGCCCCCCCUCCCAUGUCUGGCUGCCCAGCAAAACCCCUGCCCUUGACCCUUUCCACUGGGACCCUAUGGGGAGAUUCUGUGAGAACUCUAGAUUUCCCACCAAAAAAAGAGAGGAUUGGGAUUCCCUGGACCCAGGCAUCCCCUGAACCCCUUUUUCCUCUCCCAGAAUUCUCCAGGCAGGCAAGAAAGAGACCAGGAACUCUAGGUGUGUGUGUGUGUGUGUGUGUGUGUGUGUGUGUGCAAAUAUGUAAACAUACUUGGAGCUUAGUCUCCAAAAUCUUAUUCAUUCAUUCAAACAUCGUGCCACAGGAUACCUCCAGGUGGGACCUCUGCCCGCCUAAAGCUUUUCCUCCAGGAGGCAAUAGUGGGGCAAUCUGGCCAGAGUCAAGUUCCCCACUGUAGUUCAUAAAGGCAGAACGUUUUGGGAAAGUUUGUCCUGGCCUGUCUUUGCCCUCAAUCUGCUUUUCCAUGUUGGAUGCGUGCUUGUGUGCCAUUUUUUUUUUUUUCUGCCAGACUGACAAGUACAAGAUUCUCUUGUACUAGGAAAAAAUUAAAACAGGGACAAGGUGAGGAGUAGCUGGUCUCUUGGAGUGAUGGGGCCUGUGUCAGACAGCAAAGAGAGGGAGGGCUUUCUGAGGAGGUGAAAAAGGAGAAGGAACCACCCACUAGAGAGACAAAGCUCCAGGUGGAGGGAACAGUAGGUGCAAAGGCUGAGGUGGGCAGGCUUGAAGCACAGCAAGGUCAAUGUGGCUGAUGAGGGGGACAACAAGGAGGAGGUGUUGAUGUCCAGGAGCCCUGUGGAGAUGUCAGACCAGGCAGGGCCUUGUGUGCUGCCCUGGGGAGUUUUUAUUUUAUGCUAAGAGAUUUGGGGAGCCCCAGGAGAUUUAAAAGCUUAGGAGAGUCUGGAAGUCAGGUUUCAAAAGCUCCCUCGGGCCACCCCAUGGAGAAUGGACCAAUGCAGUUUGGGGGAGAGGCAAAGUGCUUUGGGAACACUGAAACUAAUACCUGAGAAGGUUUCUGAAGGAUACAUUAAAAAGAAAAACCAAACUCACCCCUUAGAUGAACCCCAGUCCACUAGGUACAGUUGUCCACAUUGUGCACUGCCCAAGGGUUUGGCAUUUCUAAGGAGGCCUGUGCAAACCUUAGGCAUUGAGAGUUGUAUGUUUAUAUUGACGAUUUCCUGGUAUGUGAACAAGUCUGGAAGAAAUGGCACUACUUUCUCAGAGAAGUUACCUGGAGGUGUUCUAUGUCCCCUGAUUUUAGGCAGAUUCAGAUGCCAGAAGGUUCUGAAUCAGAGGUUAAGAUGCCAGUUUUCCCACAGGAUGGUGGGGGAGGGGGCUGGGGCCAGGGGCAGGUGGGGGUUGGCAAGGAGGGAGCUUAGAAUCUAUUGCAUGGACUGAGAGGCAGAUUUUAAAUUCAGACCACCUUCAGGGGUAGGUGGGAGUGAGGUGGAUAGAUGAUUCAGGUUGAGAACACCAGCAACACCCCUAAGGGGAGGUAAUAUGACCUGGGGUGAACCCAGAAAUAUUUAUGGAUGACCAGCAGGAAAAGGGGUAGCUGAGCUUCUGCCUGAGAGAGCCAACUUAUUUCCAAGAGUCCUUGGGAGUCUUUGGUCAAGGCCUGCCCGUGUGUGUGAAUGAGUGAGUGAGUGUGUGUGUGUGUCUGUAAACUUCCCCAGCACCGCCCAGACACAUGGAGGGAGCUUUAGGUAGUAUUUGUUGAAUGACUUUUUCUGACUCCCAGGCUAGAACUGUUUUGGAAAUUUACUCCCUCUUCUUUCCCCCAGAGAACUCCUAUUUAUCCCUCAAAACCCAUCACAAAUAUCCUCUCCUGUAGAAAACCCUCCCUGCUCCUCCUCAGAACUUCCCCCAGCCACUGUCCCUGAUGCCAGGGGGUGGGAGUUGUCUGUGACAUGCUCUAUUUACCCCAACUAGGGUCUGAGGCCUCUGGAUAGGCCCAAAUUCGCCAAGUACAGACUGGGCACAGGGGGAUGAUGGGGAGGGUAUGACUAGUAGAAUUAUGUCUUGGGGUGGGGGGUUCACAUGCAUGUCUAUCCAUGUCUGUCCAUACCAACCUUCCCCUCCCACGUAGACCUGGGCACACAGAACGUGCUCCAGCAAGACUGCUGCUGAGUCACACAACACAGAGUGGAGAGAGGGUGAGAGCAGACAAUGAGGAGACAGGAAAGGAGUCUCAGGGCCUGGAAGCCUUUGGAACUAGAAAGUUCCUGUAUCAGAACAAGCGUCAGAGAGAAGCAGGGUUUCCCCAAGGCCAUUCACCACCUCACCUGGGGUGCCCGAACUUCUGAGCCCUGGUGGGGCCUCAGGGUUGUAUCGGACCUCAUUUCAUGCCAGGAACAUGCCCUAGAUUUUCACGGGUCUGGGAAAGGAUAAAGUAGGGUUGGCCCUUUGUCAGGGAGGGGGGCUGUGACAUUGAGGGGCAUUUUGGACAGAGCUGAUCACUUCUUCCUGUGCCCCCACUCCCCAAAAAGGGACAGUGUCCCAGAGUAAGGACACAAUGAGAGAAGAGGGAAGGAUAGAGAGAAAGAGAAGGGGAGAAAUCAAGAGGGCGAGAUCAUGCCCAGGAAGAUCUUGAGGGUCUCUGGGCGGUGGGGGGUGGGGACACAGAGCAACCUUGAGAUGGAGAGAGACUCAGAGAUGGGUAGAAAAGUAGGGGGUCUAGAAGGAAGAGGAACCCACUGUUCUCUUUGGCUCUCACCAGCCCAUCCUAGAAGGAUUUAUGAGAAACGAGCAGGUGCCUGGCCUUGACCCGCAAUCCUUCUCAGGCCCCAGAGCCUGAAACCUCACCGUGCCCCCAUCAGAGAUGCAAAAAACUUAACACCCAACUAGAAAUCUUUGGGACCUCAGAGACCUUGCUGUCCCCCACACCCUGUGCUGUUCAUUUUGUAGAUGGGGACACCGAGGGGCGGGGCAGAGCAGGGACAGCCCAGAGUCGUCCCCUAAAACUCUGCUGCCCCAGUGGAGCGGGAGGGGAGCUCACUGGGGGGUCGUUUUGGAUCACGACACCAUCUGCCCCCUGAACAUCCUUUCCUAAGAACUGUCAAGGACCAAAGUCGUCUUCGCUGACACGUGUUGCUUUUCUCUUUGCCUUUUAUUUUCUUAAAGAGAGAAAUCAAGUAGACGGUGUCGAGUAAGACCUCCCCCAUUCCCCAACCCCCGCCUAACCAUAGUGGCUCUCUUGAGGCACCGGUCACCGGCGGAGUGGGCACCCCCACCCCCAUGCAUCCCAGGCCAUCCAGCCAGGGGGACUUAUUUGCACCCCUGGUCCCGGCCCCCUGAAGCCCCCCAAACCUGGCCACGCAGUCGAGGGGGUUCUUCCUCCACACACCUUCUCUUAGCAUGUGAUUGCAAAUGUGAACUCAAAAUGCUGUUUGUUUGUUUGUUUGUUUGUUUGUUUGUUUUAAUUCCAUCCCGUUGGUCCGGUGUCUGCACAGAUGCCACCCACGCCCCGCCCCCAUCUCUCUGUAAAUAUGUGACUUGGAACAAAUGUUUAAAACCAACGAGAAGUGGUCAUGAAUGCAUGGUGUUGAGAUGUUUUGCACUAUUCCGACUUUUUGGUCUCUGUAAAAAUAUUUUAUUAACAGCAGACAUUAAAAAAAGCAAAAGCACACA